Phoenix dactylifera (date palm) is the source of this 1410-nucleotide messenger RNA. Its product is annotated as epoxide hydrolase 1-like. The record is from RefSeq and is a predicted model, not a curated record. Gene Ontology annotation, molecular function: catalytic activity. NCBI's taxonomy places the organism in Eukaryota, Viridiplantae, Streptophyta, Magnoliopsida, Arecales, Arecaceae.
CUCCAUGGAAGGAUAGAGAUAACUGACGGAGUGCAAGCUUCUACCGUCCUCGGCCCCAGCCGCCUCCAAUUUCUGCCGACGAUGGAGAGGUCAAUGGCGAAUAUCAUUUUCUCAAAAUGGGAGCGGGGUUGGUGCACCAAAAGACAUGGGAGGUUCGCGAACCAUGACGAUGACGUUUGAAGGGCCACAAAAUCCUCUCGGACCUCUGUUCCGCGUCAUCUAAUUUACCUGCACCCAGACGAGGAGAGAGAGAGAAAUGGAGGGGGCGUCGGGGAUCUCGCAUCGGACGGUGGAGGCCAACGGGAUAAGAAUGCACGUGGCGGAGAAGGGGAAGGGGCUGCCGGUGCUCCUCCUCCACGGCUUCCCGGAGCUCUGGUACACAUGGCGCCACCAGAUCGCCGGCCUCGCCGCCCGCGGCUACCGUGCCAUCGCCCCCGACCUCCGCGGCUACGGCGACACCGACGCGCCGCCCGACGUCGCCUCCUACACCAUCUUCCACCUCGUCGGCGACCUCGUCGCCCUCCUCGACGCCCUCGCCCUCUCUCAGGUGUUUGUGGUGGGGCAUGACUGGGGGGCGUUCGUGGCGUGGCAUCUGUGCCUGUUUAGGCCGGACCGGGUGAAAGCGUUGGUGAAUUUGAGCGUGCCGUUUAUGCCCCGGAACCCUGCUGCGAAGCCCUUGAAUCACGUUCGAGCUCUUAAUGGAGAUGAGUACUAUAUCUCUAGAUUCCAGGAACACGGAGCCGUAGAAGCAGAAUUUGCUCGGCUUGGAACUGCAACAGUCCUCAGGAAAUUUUUGACGUAUCGCAAUCCAGGGCCUCUUUUCAUACCCAAGGAAGGCUGGGGUUCACCUAAUGAGCACAUUACAUUGCCUUCUUGGCUCUCGGAAGAAGACAUCAACUAUUUCACGAGCAAGUUUGAGAAGUCUGGUUUUACUGGGCCGAUCAAUUACUACCGAUGUCUUGAUUUAAACUGGGAGCUUGCAGCAGCAUGGACUGGAGCACAAAUAAAAGUACCAGCUAAGUUUAUUAUCGGAGACCUGGAUCUCAAUUACCAUGACCCACCACGCAGGCAGGACUAUAUCCACAAGGGUGGCUUCAAGAAAGAUGUUCCUCUCCUUCAGGAAGUAGUUGUCAUGGAGGGAGUUGCUCACUUCAUCAACCAGGAGAAGGCGCAGGAGAUCACCGAUCACAUCUUUGACUUCAUCCAGAAGUUCUGAUGUGGUGUGUGAUCUUUAGUAAUGGUGAAAUCAUCUUUAGCCGAUGUUAAUAAGCCAACUAUGCUAAGCAUCGAGUGCCAACUAUCUUUGUCAAAGAGGUUGUCUUGAGAGUGCUUCUUCUUUGUUGUUGUUCUACAAUAUAUAGAAAUUAUGAGCUUGGUGAUCCUACGUGAUAUAGCUAGUUUUCUGUCCCA